AUGGACAGAACACUGGCAAAUACCCUGGUGCUGUCUAUGGUGCUGGGCUGUUCAACUGCCCUAAUGGAUGCUUUGGUGCCAAACUCCAGGGAACCUGUGGUAAACGUGGCUGUGGUUUUCAGCAGCUCUUCAUACUCGCUCCAUAUCCGGAGCCGACUGACAUACCAGAGCUUCUUGGACAUGCCUUUAGAGAUCCAUCCAGUCACUGUGGUGGUCAAUGACACUAACCCUAGUACACUCUUGACUCAGAUCUGUGACAUGCUCUCCAGCACAAAAAUCCAUGGAAUUGUCUUUGAGGACAACAUUGGUACAGAAGCUGUGGCACAGAUUCUUGAUUUCAUCUCAUCCCAGACCUAUGUGCCUAUCAUUAGUAUCAGUGGAGGAUCUGCUGUAGUCCUUACACCUAAGGAGUCUGGCUCUGCCUUCCUACAGUUGGGUGUCUCAAUUGAACAGCAGAUACAAGUGAUCUUCAAAGUCUUGGAGGAAUAUGACUGGAGCUCCUUUGCUGUAAUCACCAGCCUCUAUCCAGGAUACAGUAUCUUCCUGGAUGUAAUUCGGUCCUUCACAGAUGCCAGCUAUUUUGGCUGGGAGAUCCAAGAUGUCUUGACCUUUGAGAUGACACAGGAUAUGAGCAACUCCAAACUGCAGAAAUUGCUGCGUCAGAUAGAUGCUCAAGUAAUGAUUGUCUAUUGUUCACAAGAGGAGGCAGAGUUCCUUUUCCAGGUGGCAGAGCAGGCUGGUUUGAUUGGCCCUGGCUAUGUCUGGAUUGUGCCUAGUCCAACAGUGGGGAACAUGGAUGUGCCACCUAUCUCUUUCCCUAUUGGCCUCAUCAGUGUGGCCACUGAAAGCUGGAAAAUGAGCCUGAGACAAAAGGUCCGGGAUGGAGUAGCUAUCAUUGCCGUAGGAGCUGAGAGCUAUUUCAAGACCCAUGGCUAUCUCCCCAUGGUGGGCAGAGACUGCAAUAGCAAAACCCCUUCUAGUGUACCAACAAACACUUUCUAUAGGCAUUUGCUCAAUGUGACAUGGGAAAACAGAGAUUUCUCCUUCAACAAAGGUGGUUACUUGGUGAGGCCCACCAUGGUGGUGAUUUCACUGAAUCGGCAUCGACUCUGGGAGAUGGUGGGGAAAUGGGAAAAGGGAAUUAUCCGCAUGGAAUACCCAGUGUGGCCACGCUAUGGAUCCUUCCUGCAGCCCAUGUCAGAUAAUCGCCACCUCACAGUGGCUACCCUUGAAGAAAGACCAUUUGUGAUUGUGGAGAACACAGACCCUUCCACUGGAGUAUGUGUCCGCAAUACAGUCCCUUGCCGGAAACAGACCAACUCCUCUGAAAG
Python bivittatus (Burmese python) is the source of this 1331-nucleotide messenger RNA. NCBI's taxonomy places the organism in Eukaryota, Metazoa, Chordata, Lepidosauria, Squamata, Pythonidae. The record is from RefSeq and is a predicted model, not a curated record.